GGAGGAGGAGGAGCAGAAGCAGAGGAGGAGGAGAGGAAGGCAGUCGGUGUGUUUGGCCAGAAGGAGGACUCAGUAGCGCCAGACGAAGAGGGACAAUGGACUGACCUCCACCGCCGAACACAAGCGGAUAUCAAGCUCAUGUUCUCCAGACAUGCUGCUACCCUCAUCUCCAUUAACCUGCUGUUCACCGGGUGGCAUUUGAAUGAUCAAACAUGAUGAAGACAGAACCCUCAUCGACCACGGGGGACAACGGGUCCUCCGGUGGGAACAGUGGGGGAAGCGGGAGCUCCAAUCUACGGAGCGCCUCGCCACAUCGCAACGCGUACGAGGCUGGGCUGGCGGCGCUGAAGAAAGCCACUGAUCACCUCAACGGAGGCUAUGACCCCGCCUCCAAGCCGGCACCCCUUCCUCGGCCGACCGGGAGGGGUCGCAAAUACGGCUCAAAUGUUCACCGCAUCAAAAACAUGUUCAUGCAGAUGCAGUCUCCAGGGGAUGACGAAGAAGGAGACAAAAUGAUUGAAAAAGAUCAGGCGGUAAAACUCUCCCUGCCAAGGGCGUCCAGCCUCAACGAGAAUGUUGACCACAGCGCCUUGCUCAAACUCGGAGGCACCGUUUCAGAGAGGGUUAACCGCUUUGACACCAAGGCAGAUGGAGAAACCGGGAGCGCUGCUGCAGGAUUGUCCAAACUCCAGGCGACCAGGCGGAUAUUUGAACAACGAACGCUACAGGAGAAGCAAGCUGCCACCAACAGGAUUUUGCUGAAGAAGGAGAGAGCGUCUGGAUUCCAGGACAGUCGCCUGGACGUAGUUGCACGUUUUAAUGGUUCGACAGAGGCUUUGGACCGAUUGGAUGACCCCCCAAUUCCUGCUCCCGCUCCCGUUCCUGCCGCUGCAGCUGCUUUUGGGCCUGGUGAGGCCGUCAGCCCCACCGUGAGCCAGCUCAGUGCCGUGUUUGAGAAGGCUGACCUGCAAAACAAUCUCUACCUCCCCAACCGUCGGUCAAGACCUGCCCCAGCACCAAAGCCAAAGCUUCCAGCCAAAGCAGGGGCCUCCAGCAGCCAGACAAAAGAGCCUCAUCCGAGUAAGGAGGUCUCAGAGGAGCUGACAGCAGGAACUGUGACCAGCCAGGCAACAAAGACUGAAGUGCUAGAUCCACUUCCACACAGGAGCAUAGAAGGAGAGGUGGUCAGUGAGGAGAAGGACAAACAUGGACAUUCAGGAGAUCUGCUCUCCAGCUCGUUAUCGUCCACUUUGGCUGCCGCUUCGUCUUCGUCUAUUUCCGAGGCUAAACCGGAGUCCGAGUCCCAGUCCGGGUCGACUGAAGACAGGGGCUCAAGUACGGUGGAUGUGUCUGGCUGCUGCAGGGGGGACUCUGACGUUGGAGCCAGGUUGGUGCAAGCUGAGGUUCAUGCAACACUUGAAAAUGGAGAAAAAGAGCCACCGGUGUUUGAAGUGACGCCCGCCGACUCUGAGACAAGGCAUGAUGAGGAGAACGACGACGAUGGCUCGAGGAAGGAGGAUUACUCCGAGGGGGAUCUAGUGGAUGUCAGUGCCUACAGCGGCCUCGGUGAGGACGACUCUGGGGGAAGUCAGCUGGACGAUGACGAGGAUGAGGAAGACGAUGAAGCGUAUAUACCGGAAAGCAGCUGCACAGAAAUUGCUGGUCUUCCUGAAGAGGAGGAGCCAGCACCGGCCAAUAGAAAGAUCCGCUUCAGCACUGAGCCAAUUAAGGUAUUCACCACCUACUGUAACGAAGACUAUGAUCGACGCAACGACGACGUGGACCCCAUGGCUGCCUCGGCCGAGUACGAGCUGGAGAAGCGUGUGGAGAAGCUGGAUCUAUUUCCUGUUGAGCUGGAGAAAGACAGUGAUGGUCUAGGAAUCAGUAUCAUUGGCAUGGGUGCAGGAGCAGAUAUGGGUCUGGAGAAACUGGGCAUCUUUGUUAAGACCGUCACCGAUGGCGGAGCUGCACACCGUGAUGGGAGAAUCCAAGUGAACGACCUAAUUGUUGAAGUUGAUGGAACGAGCCUGGUUGGUGUGACUCAGAGCUUUGCAGCUUCUGUCCUUCGCAACACAUCUGGCACUGUCAGGUUUGUGAUUGGUCGGGAGAAGCCAGGAGAGCAGAGUGAAGUGGCUCAGCUGAUCCAGCAAACUCUGGAACAGGAGAGAUGGCAGCGAGAGAUGAUGGAGCAGCGAUACAAGCAGUACAUGGACGAGGAUGAGGAGACAGGCGAGUAUGCAACAGAUGAAGAGGAGGAGAUGAGUCCCAUGUUUCCAAACUCCAUUGAGGUUUUUGACCUGGCGGAGCACCAGGACUCUUUGUCUCCAGUGGAGCUGGACCCUGAGAAGCUGACCCAUAAAUUUAAAGAGCUUCAGAUCAAACACGCAGUCACGCAGGCGGAGGUCCAGCUGCUGAAGAGAAAGUUGGCUCAUGCGGAGCAGGAUAAAUUGCGUUGGCGAAUGGAGCGUGCCCAGCUGGAACAAAGCAUCCGGGACAGUAAAGAGAGGAUGGAGAAACUGGAGGGUUACUGGAUGGAGGCUCAGUCCCUGUGUAAGGCAGUGGAUGAACACCUGAAAGAAACCCAGGCUCAGUAUCAGACUUUAGAGAGGAAAUACAGCAAAGCCAAGAGAAUGAUUAAAGAAUAUCAGCAGAAGGAGAUUGAGUACCUGAAGAAGGAGACGGCUCAGCGUCAAGAAGGAGAAGCAAGUGAGGCCUCACACAAAGAGGAGGCGGACAACUUGCAGGAAAAAAUUACUGACCUGGAGACCCAAGUGGAUGCCUUGAAACCCCCACACCCUUCCUAGACGGCUCGCAGCAGAGCUUUGCAUCCAUACCGGCGGGCUGUAGCUCAGCCGACCACUCACGGCCCGGGCAGGAAGGAGGUACUGUAGAAAAACUUGACAAUUGCAGCGCAGAACACAAAGAAGAAGAAGAAGAAGAGCGUGACAUGCAAAGAAGGAAGAUAUAGAGAGAGAUGAUGCGCUUUGUGUCACACCUACAAUCUUCCUUGUGUGUCUUCCUGGCAACCCGGCUUGGCAAUCAACACAUUCAACACCCCCUUUUACAGUAUAGACGAUUAAUUUUGUCCUCCCCGUUUGUCCAAUGUGUCCUAUGGGGAGCAUGUCAGACACAGGCUUGUCACUAAGUGCUUUAUAGGGUGACAGAGGCACGGACGCUGACCAAGUGUGAAAUAUGCACAGCCAGAGCAAACAUAUGACAAGUGCCCCGCUGCAGAACUUGAACUAACACAUUCUGACAUUAAAAAAGACAAAAGGCAAAAUAAAUAACAAAAUUCCCCUAAGCCCACCCACCCUUCUACAGAACGUACUUUUGAGUUUAUAUCUCCAUAAGAAGGAAUCAGGUAAACAUUUUCAUUUCUGGUAUGAAAGCGUGCUCACAUGCUGGUUUGUAAAUAGAAGUGUUAACUUAAACAAGGACUUAUGGUGGAUACAAAAAUGUUAAAAAUCACACAACCUUGAUUGGGUUUUUGGUAAAAAACAAAAACAAAAAAAAAACAAGAAAAAAACUCAGAAUACAGGAGAUUCCAGAUUCACUGGGGAUCAAAUCAAAUCCUAUGGUUGCAUGUCUUAAACAAUGCAUUUCAUUUGGAUUUGAAGUAUUAAAAUUGUGCAUUUUGUUUCAGUAUCUGCCCAAAAGUGCUGCCAAUCUUCUGUGGGGGUCACCUCACAUUUGAUUUUCAAAAGUGGAAAUUGGUCCGUAUAUGCGAGCAAAAGGCAAAAAAAUUAUUCAUAGAUGCACCCAUGAAAAUGUCUACUCCCUCUCCUCCUUUAAGCCCAACUGCUAGCUUGACGUUAAUGAUUUCGAAUCAACAUUUGCAAUAAUAUAUAAAACAAGCAACAAGCAUUUUAUAACAUUAACCCCUAAGAACCCACUUAAAGUGUCCUAAAACGUGUCCUAUGACCGUGUCACAACCGUGUUAUAUUACUGGCGUGCUUUUAUUUUGAAGGUCUGUCAUUACCCUGGACAGGAUGUUUUGCUGAGCGGACCGGAAGCUGAACCGGAGAGGAUUUGUUUUUUGUUUUAAAAGUUAAAAUACGAGGACCUGUUAUUAAACCGGGAGUGGGGGCGGAAAAGAAGGACAAAAUGCGGUAGUUUCCGGCGAAAUUGGACUUUCCGUUUAGAAAGUCAUGUGACUAUUUAAGGAUGUAGCUUCCCCAAAAUGGCGGCGUGUCAGGUAAGCUAGCUCACCUCUAAGCUAAUUUUGUUGGCACUAGAAGGCCGUUUUAAACAAAUUUAAAAAUGAAAACGCUUUAAUCGAGUGUCCAUUAUUACAAUUAAUCCAUUACCACUUUAUUUCUACAAUGAAUUCAUAUAAAUCCAGCUACCAAAAUCUUACUAAAUGUGUAAUGGAAAGCCGGACAGUAUCAAAAAUGCUAAUAAGUCGCAAUGCAAUUUGUAACUUUUUGGGUUCUUAUGUGCUAAUGGUACUAGUUAAAGUUACCAAGUAGAAUGUUUCCCAACCUUUAUUUUAAAAGUAUUAAAAUUGUGCAUUUCGUUUCAGUAUCUGCCCAAAGUGCUGCCAAUCUUUUUUUUAACACACAUUUGAUUUUCAAAAGUGGAAAUUGGUGCGUAUAUGCGAGCAAAUGGCAAAAAAUGUAUUCAUAGAUGCACCCAUGAAAAUGUCUACUCCCUCUCUUCCUUUAAGCCCAACUGCUAGCUUUCAAAUCAUCAUUUGCAAUAAUAUAUUUUUGUGGGGCAAAAAUGGAGCUCUUUGCUAGUUUUGUUCAAAUUAUCUUUUACAAUGUGCUAUGGGUCAAUAAAAAACAAUUGGCCUCCAUUCCACAUUUUGAUCCCCCCGUGAUGCAUAGUGUUAAUUUGAAAUGUGCAAUACAAAACCACAUUUUUUAAAACAUUUUCACAUGAAUCUGAUUUAUUUAUCGGCUGUUUUUUUGUAUCCACUUUAGGGCCGGUUGGUUAUGAGGAAGGCGAACAUGUUGGUGGUCCAGAUUUUAGUGUUUCAACUCUUGUUGGUGAAUACCCAACAGGCAAACAGGGUGUGAAUAGUCUAAUUUGUGCUUUUUAGAGAUUCUAAUUGUGUAUACGUGUUGGUGUUUUAUUAUAUGUGUGUUCACAUACACAUCUGACUCGGGACAGUCACCUUUCCUAAACAAGCCAGAAAUGUGUUUGGAUCUUCCAUCACAGAAGCUGCAAUGCGGACCAGACACACAUCGGAAUGCUCGGUCCUUUACUUUGGGCACUACUUGAGUAGUGAAGGAAAAAAAAUGAACAAACUGCAUCCACAACAGCAUUUUUAGGUAGACAUUAAUAGUAGAGAGUUACAAGACCUGCUGUCAAUGUAUUUUGUUUAAAUAUGUAACCUACAGUUGAAUUAUUUAUAAAUGGUGCACAACAGAACAGGCUAUUUUGUUGUUGUAAAGAUAAUAUAUGUGAUCUGGCAGGACAACAUUAAAAUUUGUAUAUAACAAAAGUAGAUUUCAUCACCAGUGAGGACCUAAUUUUUAAACUUGAAUUAUGAUUUAGUGGACAGCAUUUAAAUAUUUUAUGCGACAGUACCCGCCCCUGUUUUAAUUAAAUCCGUGAAUAUUUUAUAUAUUUCAAAAUACAUGCUUGUGUAAAAUGUUGCAAAUCAUUCAAACUGGAAACUUUCUGUGGGAAAAAAAUAUAAUCAGAACAAACGUGGGACUUGAACAAAAUUUGUACAAAUGUAUAUCAUUUAAAUUAGACCUAUUAUACUAAUUUUUGGACCAUUUGUAUUGAGUUGUGGACUACUGGAAAGCAGCUACACACAAUAGCCCACAAAACAACUUUCUAGAUCUUCCAGAAUCUGCACCUAUUCCAGCUGUAUUUUAUGCCAAAAAGGUCUGUUUUAAUGUAUUCCACCCAAGGCCCGCCUCCGGGCACGCCAAAUCUGCUGUUAUUGGUCACAUAGUGCUUCCUUACUACGAACCCCACUUUCUAAUUUAGAGGGUAUAUGAGUUUAUAAUAAAUGAAUAAAGUCUUUGGAGAGUCUUUGAUGCAUCAGAUUAUGGCCUCAAGGACAGUUAAUGAGUAUAAACAGUGUGUUAUACUGUACUAGAGACCCCGCCUCUCACCUGGUCAGCAGAGACAGGGCCCAGCUUACCUGUGACCCAGAUGAGGACAAGCAGAAGAAAGGAAUUAUGCUUUCCUUAAACUUCCCAUGGAAAGUUUCCAGAAAAUUGUCUAUACCUUGGCAAUCCAAGCAGACCUAAUUGGUUUUAAAAAAAAGGUAGAAUAUUUGAAUGCUGUGAUUGAAAUGGUAUUUACUUAACAUUAGUCAUUGGAUAGGAUAUUUAACUGCAUUUAAAAGUGGACAUGCUGAUCCAUAUAUGCUCAUGUAGCUUACUGACAUGCAACAAUGGUAACAUUUGGAUGAAUAAUGAAAUCCCUGACAAUUAUUUCUAUUUAUUAACAGUUGUACUAAUAUUUCAAUUUGUUCUUAGGCUCUAGUUUUCAAGUUUAGUAGCUUAGCAAGUCAGCAUAAUACCUUUGGGGAUUGAGCCAUGGAGUUUUGUAGUACUGUAUUAGACUUUUUAGGGCCAGUAUCAUUCAUGAAAAUUAAUAUUUGAGAAUUCAUACGGUGAUUAGUGCUCUUUUCCUCCAUUUCCCAUUAGAAAUAUAUUGCAUAGAUUGCUAUCAUAGAUGUGUGCUGGACACUGCAGUCCUCCAUUGUGUGUUAAAUGCGCCUUGCUUGUUGUAGUGCAACAAGCAUUUUAUAACAUUAACCCCUAAGAACCCAUUUAAGUGUCCUAAAACGUGUCCUAUGACCGUGUCGCUACCGUGUUAUAUUACUGGCGUGCUUUUAUUUUGAAGGUCUGUCAUUACCCCGGACAGGAUGUUUGCCCCAGAGUUUUGCCGAGCAGACCGGAAGCUGAACCGGAGAGAGUUUUAAAAGUUAAAAUACGAGGACCUGUUAUUAAACCGGGAGUGGGGCCGGAAAAGAAGGACAAAAUACGGUAGUUUCCGGCGAAAUUGGACUUUCCGUUUGUAAAGUCAUGUGAGUAUUUCAGGAUGUAGCUUUUCCAAAAUGGCUGCGUGUCAGGUAAGCUAGCUCACCUCUAAGCUUAUUUUGUUGGCACUAGGCCGUUUUAAACAAAUGUAAAAAUGAAAACGCUUUAAUCGAGUGUCCAUUAUUACAAUUAAUCUAUUAGUACAAUAUUUCUUCAAUUAAUUAAAAAAAGAAAGCUAGUAAAAUCUUACUAAAUGUGUAAUGGAAAGCCGGACAGUAUCAAAAAUGCUAAUAAGUCGCAAUGCAAUUUGUAACUUUCUGGGUUCUUAUGUGCUAAUGUUACUCAUUAAAGUUACCAAGUACAGUGUUUCCCAACCUUUAUUUUACAUGAGAAAAAUGUAACGGCACACCACCAAACCAAAACUUAGCAGAAAAGGCAACAAGUGGAUUCAUUAGCAGAUAGAGGAACAAUGAUACACUUCUAGUGAAUAAAUCAUAAUUUUCCAACCAAUUAAGUGAAAUUUGAUUUUUCCUGUUGCACACUGGUUGGGAAUCACUGCAGUGAUAUAUGUUGUAAAAGUCUAUUUUAGGGUGACUGUCAGUAACUGUAACUUGAGGUUUCGUUUGCUCAAGGGAAUGAAAGUGAUAUUUGGCUAUUUCAACAUGAAUGAAGCUAAGCUGAACUUUAGAUAAUGACAAAGGAGAACAAGCGAGCCACAUUUUCAUCAAAAACUGAAAAAUUGUGUUCUAUUUUUUCCCCCUAAACAGUGUUGUACUUUGUAGUAUUAUGGCUGAACGCUGAAGAUAUAGUUUAAUAGCACAGGAUAGACUUGUGUAUGGGAUUUGUAUUAUUUAGUCCAACACUUCAACUGUGCUGAGAUGAGCAGUUGGUUGCCAGAUGUUCAAAUACAUGAUGUUUGUGACAUUGUGCUAGAAAAUUAGCUGCGGCAGAUGGCAGACGACAUCCUCUCCCUCGCCGUCUUUUUGCUUAGUUGUGUGUUUGCAACGCAUGUUAGCAUGCUCAUGUUUCCUUUAUGCACAGAUGAAGGGUUUUCCCUCUGGUGACAUCACUGAGAAACUCCUUUUUUAAUGACCAAUUGAUGUUUGCUUACCUGGACAUGUAUAAUAUGACCUAUGCUGCACCUGAGCUUGUUUCACUUUGGUUAUUUCUGCCUUGUUAAGUGUUAGCUCCUUUUGCCUUUAAUGUCUCUGCAUAGCUUUAACGUACUUCCACAACGUGCGUUGGAUUGUAGCGUCAUACACACGUACAUGUCAUUAGAUUGUAGUCAGACUGAUGCCUUCCUCCAUGACACCCAAACAUGAAUGAAUUUAUGAGUAGAUCUGUUGAAGGUGAAUGUGUGAAGUGCCUUGCUUAAGGGUAACGACAAUGAUAGAACAAGCAUGUGUCACCAGGGAAAUUGCAGUUUUAGGUUGAUAUUAUUUAAUACUCAGGGUGGAAAUAUAACUGGAAUUGUUUGUCCUUAGAAUCACAACUAAAUAGAGCCAAUUGAUGCUUAGAUCGACGUAGUAUAGAGCCGAUGUAAAUGCAGCAAUGUUACACAAACAUGUGGCCGUGUAUUAUUAUGCUUUGUUACCCAGAACUAAUGUUUCUUUUUUAAAAAUGUCAUUAAUGCUCAGCUUCUCGAAACAAGGUGAUCAAAUAAAAGGUGUGCCAUGUAGUUUGCUCAAUGAAAGCUCCUGGAGGAGUUAGUGCCAAACAGUGAGAGUGGGACAAUCUUUACCUCUCUGCCUGCUUCUGUUCUUUAGUGGAUGACUCCAUGUUUGUCUCAACCUACACCUGUUUGUUAGCGUUUCAAUAAACAUCUUCAACUACA
Doryrhamphus excisus (bluestripe pipefish) is the source of this 8784-nucleotide messenger RNA. Its product is annotated as neurabin-2-like. NCBI's taxonomy places the organism in Eukaryota, Metazoa, Chordata, Actinopteri, Syngnathiformes, Syngnathidae. Gene Ontology annotation, cellular component: postsynaptic density; dendrite; cytoplasm. The record is from RefSeq and is a predicted model, not a curated record. Gene Ontology annotation, molecular function: actin filament binding. Gene Ontology annotation, biological process: calcium-mediated signaling; actin filament organization; neuron projection development.